Molecule: messenger RNA, 501 nt
Organism: Linum trigynum
Lineage: Eukaryota; Viridiplantae; Streptophyta; Magnoliopsida; Malpighiales; Linaceae
Source: the annotation of a GenBank genome assembly
AUGUCAGCUCUCUUUGUCGGGCUCAAUCACCAUCAACAAGUGAUGAUUUUCGGAGCAUGUCUGAUGUACGAUGAGAUGAUUAUCUCCUUUCAGUGGUUGUUUUCGAACUUCUUGGAUUGCAUGAAGGGCAAGGAGCCAACAACCUUGUUCACUGAUCAAGAUGUUGCCAUCGCUGCUGCCAUAAAGUCCAAGUUCUCUUCUACAUAUCAUGUGUUGUGCACCUGGCACUUGAGAUUAAAUGCUGAGGAACAUAUUGGCUCAAUUUCCCGCACCCAGGAAUUUAAGGAUCACAUGAUGUACCUGUUCUAUCAUGUCGAUACCGUAGAAGAGUUUGACAUAGCAUGGGUUCCUAUGAUCGAGGAAUGCUUCCCCGGUGUGGAUGUUAAAAGUGGGACCUAUUGGUUGAGUCGAUUUUUAAAACUUCGCGAGAAGUGGUGUUCGGAAUGGUUAAAAAGGAAUUUCACAGCUGGGAUGACAACUACGCAGCACGCAGGCCAGUGA